This is a messenger RNA of Trichoderma asperellum CBS 433.97, 468 nucleotides long. NCBI's taxonomy places the organism in Eukaryota, Fungi, Ascomycota, Sordariomycetes, Hypocreales, Hypocreaceae. The record is from RefSeq and is a predicted model, not a curated record.
AUGAAUAAAUUGAAAUACGGAGGCAGCGAAACCAGAACAGUCGCAGAUGACGGAAGGAUUGUGAUGAGUUUUGUGAUGAGGGGACUCCAAAGGUCACCAAAAGGUCACCACAGGUUCCCAGGCACCGCCGGAGCGACUUCCCAGAGACUUGUCGGCCGGGGCCGUCGCCGCCGUGACGUACUGGCCUUUGUGCCGCCGGUACUGAAUACCGCGUGGCCCGUCAGCCACGCCGCAGCUAGGCAAAGUACACUGUACCGCUCCGUCCGCAGGCGCGGCGCACCCGCUGCUGCAAUGUACCUCGUCGCGUACCUCUCAGCGGCAGCGGGUACAUCAUGCUACUACAUGCUGCUGCUUUGGCUCUGGCAUUGCCCGCUGUGGCCGGUUCCUGAAGCCCCCUCCCCCUCCCCUUCAAUACAGCGGAGUGCUACCACAAGAAACAGAAAGACCAGCGGCGGUAAUGCACAAUGA